Molecule: messenger RNA, 1082 nt
Organism: Cuscuta campestris
Lineage: Eukaryota; Viridiplantae; Streptophyta; Magnoliopsida; Solanales; Convolvulaceae
Source: the annotation of a GenBank genome assembly
GGGCGGCGUUCCCGUUUUGGGAUUGACGGUUGAUGAUAAGCAUGGCGGUGAAAGGAAAACAAAGCUCCUAAUAAGAGUUGGAGCCAUCUGCAGGGUCGAGGUCGAUGAACUUCCAGUCCAUCGACUCUCGUACAACCCUCACUUUCACUCUCUUGGGGCGAGGAUUUCAGCUGACGGUCGCCGAUCUGGCUACACACUUGGGUCUCUACAGUUCGGAGGAGACAUUGACGCCAGAAUUCGAGGCCGCACCGUACCUUCUCCCUGCAGACAUUGAUCCCGCUGACCUUUGGGCAGAACAUUCUUCAGAUCCAGACCACUUUGAGGGCAUGGGCCGAGCCAGGUUUUGGAUUCAGCCGACUUGGCGAAUCCUAUCUUUUGUGCUUUCGACAUCUUUCUUUGGGAGGCCGUUGAACACGGAUCGGGUAUACCCCGAUGAUUUGAUUGUCUUCUGGAGCCUGCACACACGCCGGGAGGUGAAUGUGGCUGUCUUUGUGGCCCGAUUUCUCUACAGUCAGUCCAUGGGGAAUCGGACGCACAUUGUCUGUGGUUUCGUAGUCACCAUACUCUUCCGAUCACUCGAGGGAUCGGCGCCCAUUCCACGAGCUCAGAUGAUGAUGCGAGAUUUGGAUGCCGGCAUGCUGAGGAAUGCCCACAUUCGUAGGAGGUUGGGAGCUGGCUCUACCGAGAGCAACGCCGCUUCCUCAUCUGCGCCCUCGACAUCAGGAGCAUCUUCGCAGGUCUCGUCUAGGAGGGCCACUCGCCGCCGACCCACUCCUCAGGCCACCCCAGCUACGACCCAGGCUGAUCCGACCCCUGAAUGGGCUAGGAGGAUCCUGGAGCAGCAGGAUACCAUCCUGCAGAGGAUGUCCGAAAUCGGACAGCAGCAGGCAUCCCAGGCUGAGAACUUUGCUCAGCUUCGAAGGACCUUUACUAGCUUUUACUCGGAUAUGAACUUAUUUGUCUUUAACAUCUCACACCGUCCUACCUACAUAAUGAUGAUGUGAAUAUGAACUGCCAAUUGAAGGUCUCAAAGGCAUUUUGUCAAAAGACAGGAGUUACGACAUUAAACUAAAACUAAAAGG